Electrophorus electricus (electric eel) is the source of this 2171-nucleotide messenger RNA. It is a transcript of the gene slc7a7, whose product is annotated as solute carrier family 7 member 7. Gene Ontology annotation, molecular function: basic amino acid transmembrane transporter activity; L-amino acid transmembrane transporter activity. Gene Ontology annotation, cellular component: membrane. Gene Ontology annotation, biological process: amino acid transmembrane transport. The record is from RefSeq and is a predicted model, not a curated record. Lineage: Eukaryota; Metazoa; Chordata; Actinopteri; Gymnotiformes; Gymnotidae.
AAACAGAAGUGUAACAGCUGAUCAGACUUCAGGAGACUUCACCUUAGAGUCAGCAGCUUGACAGCCGAGAGUAAGAAAAGGGAAGACAGCGUGACAGUAUAGGAACCAAAUAACCCUUUAAAGAAAGAAGACGGUAGGGUUGAUCCAUCGUUUGUAACACACUAUUAAAAUGGUUAUUAGAAUUCUCUUAAUUUUGUCAGCAAACGUGAAUAAUAAGUAGCUCAGAGGAAUAUACACCAGAAACGUUUAAUAAAUGAGCUGGAAGAAGAACCCCGGAUAAUCGUGAUUCAUCUGAGAAAGAUUGACCUACCUAACCUACCUAAUCUAUCAUGGAAUAAAACUGCAUUUCAAGUGCAGCACUGUAGGAUGGAAUGUUACCUUAACACGACUAACCUGGAUAUAAUCACAUUUUCCGAAAAUAUUUGAACUCUUUGAAAGUGACUGACAGUGACUGGUCCAGUCAGCAUCACAGCAAUCCCCCGUCUGACCAAUCCCCUGCAAAAAUGGCCAUCUACAGUCCUGCCCCCACGCAAGAAUCCUCCACAGAGCUGACCAAUGGCAACCUCAAGACAAGCAGUUCUCAGGAGUCAAUGAAACUGAAGAAGGAGAUCUCCCUAGUCAAUGGCAUCUGCCUUAUUGUGGGGAACAUGAUUGGCUCUGGCAUCUUUGUUUCACCUAAAGGUGUACUGAUGUACAGUGCCUCCUAUGGCUUGUCGUUGGUAGUUUGGACCAUUGGGGGGGUAUUCUCUGUGUUUGGGGCACUGUGCUAUGCUGAGCUGGGAACCACCAUCACGAAGUCUGGUGCAAGUUAUGCCUAUAUUCUGGAGGCCUUUGGAGGCUUCCUGGCCUUUAUUCGCCUGUGGACCUCACUCCUCAUCAUUGAGCCCACCAGUCAGGCUGUGAUAGCUAUCACCUUUUCCAACUACAUGAUGCAACCCAUCUUCCCUACCUGUGUUGCUCCCUAUGUGGCCAACCGCCUCUUGGCAGCAGCAUGCAUAUGUUUGUUGACCUUUGUAAACUGUGCCUAUGUGAAGUGGGGUACUCGGGUACAGGACUUCUUCACCUAUGCCAAAGUCAUUGCGCUUAUUGCUGUUAUCAUCACCGGCCUGGUCAAGAUAUUCCAGGGUUAUACACAGAAUUUUGAAGACCUGUUUGUGGGUUCCUCUCAGAACCCAGGUGAUGUGGCCCUGGCCCUGUACUCGGCUCUGUUCUCUUACUCUGGCUGGGACACCCUCAACUUUGUCACAGAGGAGAUCAAAAACCCUGAGAGGAACCUUCCACUGGCCAUUGCCAUUUCCAUGCCCAUCGUCACAGUGAUCUAUAUCUUGACCAAUGUGGCUUACUAUACUAUUCUGCCCAUCCCUGCAAUUCUGGACAGUGAUGCUGUGGCCGUGACAUUUGCAGACAAAGUAUUUGGGGUGUUUAACUGGACAAUCCCACUUGCUGUCGCCCUCUCCUGCUUUGGGGGAUUAAAUGCGUCCAUCUUGGCUGCCUCAAGGCUGUUCUUCGUGGGCUCCAGAGAGGGCCACCUGCCUGACUACUUGUGCAUGAUCCACGUUAGCCGCUUCACCCCUAUCCCUGCCCUGCUCUUCAAUGGUGCCAUGGCUCUGGUGUACCUUUGUGUGGAGGACAUCUUUAAACUGAUUAACUACUACAGUUUCAGCUACUGGUUCUUUGUGGGUCUGUCCAUUCUGGGCCAGCUGUACCUGCGCUGGAAACAGCCAGACAGACCACGCCCACUCAAGCUCACUAUUGUCUUCCCAAUCAUUUUCUGCCUUUGCACCAUCUUCCUUGUGGUGGUCCCACUUUAUAGUGAUACCAUUAACUCCUUGAUUGGCAUUGGAAUUGCCCUAUCAGCUGUCCCCGUCUACUUCUUAUGCUGCCACACCCCGGCCUCCCGUAGGCCGGUGUGGGUUCGCAGGUUCAUUGCAACAUCUGGAUUGCUAAUUCAGAAGGUUUGCUACUGUGUGCUGACUGAAAUGGACACAGAUGAAGGGAAAACGGAGUAAAAAGGGACAUCAAAUAACUGUUGAAAAGAUUUGACCCUGAAUCCGUCAGCACUACGAUCUCUCACAACAGCCAGUGAUGCUACCUGACAGAUGUUAUAAACUCUUUGGGCACCUUCUCACUUGUACUAAUUAUUCUAUAUAUUAAAAUACAUUUUAAAAGAA